GCUGCUGUCGGAGAGAUGGCGUAAGCCCAAGCCUGGGGCUGUCAGUCAGAGCUCCGCCUGGUCCGGGCCAAGGGUCCCGCGGGACCGGCGGGGCCAUGGCGGCCGUGUUUGAUUUAGACUUGGAGACCGAGGAAGGGAGCGAGGGCGAGGGAGAACCGGAGUUCAGCCCUGCGGACGUGUGUCCCCUUGGCGAGUUAAGGGCUGCUGGCCUGGAGACAGUGGGACACUAUGAGGAAGUGGAGCUGACAGAGAGCAGCGUGAACCCGGGUCCUGAGCGCAUCGGACCCCACUGCUUUGAGUUACUGAGUGUACUGGGCAAGGGGGGCUAUGGCAAGGUGUUCCAGGUGAGAAAAGUGCAAGGCACCAACUUGGGCAAAAUAUAUGCCAUGAAAGUCUUGAGGAAGGCCAAGAUUGUAUGCAGUGCCAAGGACACAGCACAUACCCGGGCUGAGCGGAACAUUCUAGAAUCUGUGAAGCAUCCCUUCAUUGUAGAACUGGCCUAUGCUUUCCAGACAGGUGGCAAACUCUACCUCAUCCUGGAGUGCCUCAGUGGUGGCGAGCUCUUCACACAUCUUGAGCGAGAAGGCAUCUUCCUGGAAGACACAGCCUGCUUCUACCUGGCAGAGAUCACACUAGCCCUGGGACAUCUCCAUUCCCAAGGCAUCAUCUACCGGGACCUCAAGCCUGAGAACAUCAUGCUCAACAGCCAAGGCCACAUCAAACUGACAGAUUUUGGACUCUGCAAAGAGUCCAUUCAUGAGGGUGCUGUCACUCACACCUUCUGCGGCACCAUCGAGUACAUGGCUCCAGAGAUCCUAGUGCGCAUUGGUCACAACCGGGCAGUGGACUGGUGGAGCCUGGGAGCCCUGAUGUAUGACAUGCUCACUGGAUCGCCGCCCUUCACCGCAGAGAACCGGAAGAAAACUAUGGAUAAAAUCAUUAAAGGGAAGCUGGUGCUGCCCCCCUACCUCACCCCGGAUGCCCGGGACCUUGCCAAAAAGCAGGGUGUUCCUGUGAGUGAGCCCUGUUCCAUAAGAAAGGCCAGGACCAGCCUGUUUCUGAAGCGGAAUCCCAGUCAGCGGAUUGGGGGUGGCCCAGGGGACGCUGCUGAUGUGCAGAGGCACCCCUUUUUCCGGCACAUCAAUUGGGAUGACCUCUUGGCUCGCCGCGUGGACCCUCCCUUCAGGCCGAGUCUGCAGUCGGAGGAGGACGUGAGCCAGUUUGAUGCACGAUUCACACGGCAGACACCAGUAGACAGUCCAGAUGACACUGCCCUCAGUGAGAGUGCCAACCAAGCCUUCCUGGGCUUCACAUACGUGGCACCUUCAGUCCUGGACAGCAUCAAAGAGGGUUUCUCCUUCCAGCCCAAGCUGCGUUCCCCCAGACGCCUUAACAGCAGUCCCCGCACCCCCAUCAGUCCGCUCAAGUUCUCUCCCUUUGAGGGGUUCCGGCCCAGUCCUGGCCCACCGGAGCCCAUGGAGCCAUCUCUACCUCCACUCCUGCCACCACCACCAUCACCACCACCCACAAGCACUGCCCCUCUUCCCAUCCGUCCCCCCUCAGGAACCAAGAAGUCCAAGAAGGGACGGGGCCGCCCAGGGCGUUAGGAGAGUAGAGGAAGAGAGAGGGCAGCUGUGAGAACCCGGCUGGCUCCGACCUGUGGAUAUUCAGGAGAUGAGAGUGUGUCUUGUGUGUGGGAGGGUAAGCCUUACAAUCAUGUACACAGAGGGCUGCAGGCUGCAGGCACUGGCGGUGGUUCCCAACCCCCAUCCAUCAGAAGGGACUUGGCCUGUCCUGUGGACAUAUGCCCUUGCAGAAGUAAAGGACUGAAUCAUG
Molecule: messenger RNA, 1836 nt
Organism: Apodemus sylvaticus (European woodmouse)
Lineage: Eukaryota; Metazoa; Chordata; Mammalia; Rodentia; Muridae
Gene: Rps6kb2
Product: ribosomal protein S6 kinase B2
Exons: 16
Coding region: 96-1607 (503 amino acids)
Biological process (GO): protein phosphorylation; signal transduction
Molecular function (GO): ATP binding; protein serine/threonine kinase activity
Source: RefSeq, a predicted model, not a curated record